Messenger RNA from Trematosphaeria pertusa, 729 nucleotides. RefSeq lists its product as uncharacterized. NCBI's taxonomy places the organism in Eukaryota, Fungi, Ascomycota, Dothideomycetes, Pleosporales, Trematosphaeriaceae. The transcript is spliced from 2 exons. The record is from RefSeq and is a predicted model, not a curated record. The coding region runs from base 1 to 729 and encodes 242 amino acids.
AUGCGCGCUUCAAUACUCGUCGCUGCUCUCCCGGCGCUUGCCCUCGCCGAGGAACAGGUCCCGCUCGUCGAUAAAAUCAAGGGAUUUUGGAGCAAGGCGACCGCAGCGGUCUCAUCGGCAGUUCCCGCCGUGCCUUCGCCGUUAGAUGCCGGGGCAGCGAAGGCGGCAGAGCAGAUACAACAUGAGCUCACGCUCGACACCUGGAGAGACGUGUUGACAGUGGAUCCCACGGCCAGCGCGCCCACCACCCAGGACUGGCUCGUCUAUAUCACGGGCGGAAACACGACGUGCUAUGGCCUCUGCGGCAAUACGACCAAGGCGUGGAACACUUCACUUCCUCUCCUCGCCGCGCGACCCAACCCUCCUAAAUUCGCCGUCGUUGACUGCGAUAAGGAAGCUAUCCUCUGCAACUCGUGGUCCGUUGGGCCUCCAUCGCUCUACUACUUCCAGAUUCCCAAGCCGCUGGCUGACCAAUCCGCUCCUGCGCCCACCGUUCGCUUUAUUCCGCUGAACCGCACCUCCACCACCGUGGAUACCUUCAAGAAACUUGUCCUUGACGGAGAGUAUGAGAAGCGCGCACCGUAUGAGGGUGCAUGGCACCCGUUCAGCGGCUGGCUGCAGGAGUACCAUUUGGCUAUCCCGGUUGCUUGGGUUCUCUGGGGCUUCUCUAAGAUGCCAUCGUGGCUUCCCAUGAUCCUUAUCUCUUUCAUGAGCAGGUCUUUUAUGUAG